AUGGAAGAAUUAGCCCUCCAUCACUUCCAAUUGGGGGUAUCCCCUAGAAUCUCCAACAUCGUUAGAUGUAAAUCUCCGAAGUCACUCAACGAAGCUAUUAACAUCGCUAUUUCCGAAGAAAAAAUUCAACAAUUCCUAUUCAAAACAAAUCCUCAUAAAGAAAAAUUUACAAAAGUCUCAACUCAUAAAUCCGAUCCUCCUACCUCUUCGAAUACUAAAUCAAGUCUCUUCUGCAGAUACUGUAAAAACUCAGGGCACACUCUAGAAAACUGCAGGAAAAGAGAAUAUAAUAAUAAACUCAAAUCUCAAAAUUCUAGGACACCUCAGCGUGUCCAUCAUCUUAUUCAACAGGACAACUCAAACUCCGACACAAACGAGGGUUACGACACUGUCGAUUACGAUUCAGAUUCAAAAAACGAGACUAAAGAAGUCUUAAAUCAACUACGCCUUUCUCAUUUAAAUAGCGAAGAAAAAGAAGCUCUACUUCAAUUAUGUUCUAAUUAUUCAGAUAUAUUCCAUCUUCCUAAUGAAAAUCUCACUUAUACCAAUGCCAUAAGACAUGAAAUAAGAACGACCACUGACGUCCCAAUUCACACUAAAACGUAUCGUUUUCCAGAGAUCCAUAAAGUCGAAGUUCGUAAUCAAAUCGACAAAAUGUUAAAAUUCCCAAUUCCUAAAAAUCCUAAAGAUAUAAAAUCUUUCCUCGGCCUUGUUUCGUAUUAUAGAAGAUUUAUGCCAGACUUUUCUAACAUUGCAAAACCCCUUACUUCUUUCCUCAAAAAGGAUCAAAUCUUUUCAUGGGAAAAUCAACAACAACUAGCUUUCGAACUCCUCAAAGAAAAACUCACUUCAGCACCAGUCUUAAGCUAUCCUGAUUUCACAAAACCUUUUAUUCUUACAACGGAUGCAUCCAAUCAUGCUCUCGGAGUAGUCCUCUCACAAGGACCAACAGGUCAGGAAAGACCUAUCGCCUUCGCAUCCCGUACACUUAACAAAAGCGAAUCUAAUUAUAGCACAACUGAAAAAGAGUUAGCUAUAAUAUUUGGCUGUAAAACAUUCAGACCAUAUUUAUAUGGACAGAGAUUCCAGAUAGUCACAGACCAUAGACCACUUAAGUGGCUAUUUAACCACUGUUGA
Molecule: messenger RNA, 1137 nt
Organism: Pieris macdunnoughi
Lineage: Eukaryota; Metazoa; Arthropoda; Insecta; Lepidoptera; Pieridae
Source: the annotation of a GenBank genome assembly